Molecule: messenger RNA, 1200 nt
Organism: Zingiber officinale
Lineage: Eukaryota; Viridiplantae; Streptophyta; Magnoliopsida; Zingiberales; Zingiberaceae
Product: inositol-tetrakisphosphate 1-kinase 1-like
Exons: 2
Coding region: 51-1193 (380 amino acids)
Biological process (GO): inositol trisphosphate metabolic process
Cellular component (GO): cytoplasm
Molecular function (GO): inositol-1,3,4-trisphosphate 6-kinase activity; magnesium ion binding; ATP binding
Source: RefSeq, a predicted model, not a curated record
GGAUCGAGGUGGGGGUUUGCGGCCCUGUUUCUUUGGAUCUCGAUCUGGCCAUGGCGGAGCCUUCCGAUCGUCGGUUCUUGGUGGGCUACGCGCUCUUGCCCGAGAAGGAGCAGAGCUUCAUCCGGCCCUCUCUCGUGACCACAGCUCGUGACCGCGGCAUUGAUCUCGUCCGCAUCGACUCCUUGCGGCCCCUCAUCGAGCAGGGCCCCUUCGACUGCGUGAUCCACAAGCGCCAAGACGAAAAAUGGAGGCUCCAGCUCAUCGAUUUCAGAGCCAAGAACCCCAGCGUACCCAUCGUCGACCAAACCCUCCACAAUAUCAAUCUCCUCCUCAACCGCAUUACCAUGCGGGAGUUCGUCUCCAAGAUCAAUAUACAUCCUGGAACAGAGACCUUCGGGGUCCCAAAGCAGAUGGUGAUCUACCACCAGAACAAUGUCUUGCACAAUUACUAUGAGAAGAUCGAGUCCUGCCUCGGGUUCCCCAUCAUCGUCAAGCCCGUCCGCUGCAACACAAGCAAUAAGUCACACAGGAUGACCUCUCGCCUUGGUACUAUCCUUUCCAUGCCAUGGCUCCAAUUUCCCAUGGUUCUACAGCAGUUCGUCAAUCACGGCGGGGUCGUUUUCAAAGUCUACGUCGCAGGAAAUUACGUGCAGUGCGUGAAAAGAAAGUCCCUCAAGUUGCAAAGGCGGGUUGAUCCAGCCCGUGGGGUCGUUUUCAAAGUCUACGUCGCAGGAAAUUACGUGCAGUGCGUGAAAAGAAAGUCCCUCAAGGAUAUACGCAGCGAUGAUCUCUUUCCCUUUACUUACUCUCGUGUACCCCCUGGACCCUAUCAGAACCCUGAAGACGUCGAAUAUGCUGAAAAUCUUGAAGCGGCAGAGCUUCCUUCAUCGAGCUGUCAGAACCCUGAAGACGUCGAUGACGAAGAUGUAGAAGCAACAGAGCUGCCUCCACUGAGCUUUCUCGAGAAGAUAGCAAGGGGCUUGCGGCAGGCUACGGGCUUGCGCCUCUUCAACUUCGACAUGAUAAGGGAUGCGGAUGCCCGCGACCAUUACUUCAUCAUCGACAUCAAUUACUUCCCCGGCUACUCCAAGAUGCCUGGUUAUGAAGAAUUUGUAACCAACUUUUUAUGGGACAUGGUUCAUGAGAAAGGGGAAUCUGAUGCUGGCAGUUCUUCUUUCUCCGCCACGGACUGAUGGGAUG